UCUCUCUCUCUCUCUCUCUCUCUCUAACCUGAUCAUGAACAUGAUCACUAACGUGAGAAUCGAAGGGAAAGGAGAGCAAGCUGUGGUGCUCUCGCAUGGGUAUGGGGGGAGUCAGUCCACUUGGGACCAUGUUGUCCCUCACCUCUCUCAGAGGUACCGACUCCUUCUCUUUGACUGGAACUUCAAGGGAGCCAUCGACGCUUCCAAGUACUCCUCCUUCACUGCCUUCGCUGAUGCUCUCAUCGCGCUCAUCGACCGGUUGAAGCUCAAAGGAACAGUGUUCCUUGGUCAUUCCAUGUCCGGCAUGAUCGGCUGCAUUGCCUCCGUCAAAAGGCCCGACCUCUUCAGUCAUCUCGUGCUCAUCGCAGCAUCUCCAAGGCAAUAAUAACCUUUCGUUAUUGAAUUUAUUGUAUAUUUCACUUGCAUGCGUUCGAUGUUUUUGUUAAUUUUAUUAGCUGCUUCGGCUUAUCUUUCGCCUCGAAAUGAUUCUUAUCUCCUUCAGCAUAAAUACGAUACGGUGAUCGACUGAUUAAAGAAUCUCAAUCUUUGAAUAAUCAGUUUAUACCAUUUAUAUUACUUCAAUUUUAUCUUUUU
Molecule: messenger RNA, 594 nt
Organism: Musa acuminata subsp. malaccensis (wild Malaysian banana)
Lineage: Eukaryota; Viridiplantae; Streptophyta; Magnoliopsida; Zingiberales; Musaceae
Source: RefSeq, a predicted model, not a curated record